Messenger RNA from Coffea arabica (coffee), 1494 nucleotides. The record is from RefSeq and is a predicted model, not a curated record. NCBI's taxonomy places the organism in Eukaryota, Viridiplantae, Streptophyta, Magnoliopsida, Gentianales, Rubiaceae.
AUGGAUCUUGACCUUGCGUUAAUAGAUGAUUCCACCUCACUUCUUACAGAUCAGAAUACCUCUGAUGAAAAGAGGGAUAAGAAAAGAUGGGAAAGAUCAAAUCGCUUGUGUCUGAUGAUCAUUAAAAAGGCCGUUCUAGAAGGAUUCAGAGAAACAAUGUCAGAAACGACAGUAACCGCUAAAGAAUUCCUUCAGGACAUUAAAAAAUUGUUUGUCAUGAACGAAAAGACUGAAAUUAGUACGCUCUUGACACGUCUAGUUUCAAUGAAAUAUAGUGGUGAAAUUCCAGAAGAGAUCAAUAAUCUACAUUUCUUGGAAUAUUUAUACCUUCACGAUAACCAGAUUAUGGGCUCUAUACCGGCUAACAUAUUCAAUAUCUCAUCCUUAAGGGUUAUUUCUUUGAAAGUUAAGAAACUAAAUGGCACCAUUCCAGAAAAUAUGUGCCAUAGGCUUCCAAACCUUGAAGGGCUUUACCUAUAUGGAAACCUAUUGCAUGGACAAAUGCCAACAGGUUUACUUGAAUGCUUGGCACUUCAAGAGUUUACUUUAGAAGAAAAUGAACUCACUGGAACCAUUCCAAGAGCAAUUGGGAACCUGACAUUUCUCACGAGAAUCUACCUUGGGCAUAAUAAGUUCACAGGCAAAAUAUCACAAGGUAGGCAAUCUAGCAAGCUAGAAGAUUUUAGCUUGAUAGUCAACAGCAUAACUGGUCCAAUACCAGUUGAAAUAUUCAAUAUCUCAACUCUGGUAAUUCUUUCAUUGGUGGGAAAUCAUCUCUCUGGAAAUCUUCCAUCAAGCAUGGGUAGUCGAUUACCCAAUUUGGAAACUGUCUACCUGAGCCUUAAUGACCUUGAUGGAGUGAUAGCACCCUCCAUAUCAAAUGCUUCAAAACUAGCUUACUUAAACUUAUCUAAUAACAAAUUCAGUGGCUUGAUUUCCAUGUCGCUUGGAGGUCUAAAGCAUCUGAAAAAAUUGGAUUUCAUGGUGAAUAAUCUUACAAGUGAACCUUCAUCUUCUGAGUUGAGCUUCAUCGCUUCCCUAACAAAUUGCAAAAAUCUAACAAGAUUGGGUAUGAAUGAUAAUCCUUUGAAUGGUAGUCUUCCCUUAUCUAUUGGAAAUCUUUCAGCCUCUUUAGAAAGAAUUUAUGCAUACAACUGUGAAAUUAGGGGAAAUAUUCCACAAGGACUUGAAAAUUUGAGCAGCUUAGUGAUAUUGACUCUGUCCAAAAAUCGCUUGACUAGAUGUUUUGCAACAUCAAUUGAAGGUUUUCAAGACCUCCAAGGUAUAUCUCUCAAUGAAAACCUUUUGACUGGAACCGCUUCAGAAGAUAUUUGCACCUCGAAGAGCUUGUACAAUUUGUAUUUGCACAAAAACCAAAUUUUUGGUUCACUUCCUUCAUGUACAGGUAACAUGACUUCUUUGAGAUAUCUCAGCAUUGCCGAAAACUCAUUGAACUCCAGCAUACCAACUACUGUCUUCCAACUUCUUCAGUGA